UUUACAUACUAAUAUAAUUUGAUAAUUACAUUGAAUAACAGAAAUAAAAAAAAAUGGAUUCUCUUAGAAGCAAUGAUAGUAACAUAAAAGAAAAUUCCGGCUAUGAAAGAAGACCCCAUAGUCUUAUUGAAAUGCGAUUAGGUAGCGAUUAUGACUCCGUUGAAGAGUUAGUACCAUUUGAGCGAUACCUUCACUGGGCAUUGUCGAUGUUGAAAGAAAGAGGCGGUGCUAAAAAUUCCGACCCAACAGAAGCGUGGUUGAGUUUUAUUUUCAGUAAUCGCCACAAGCCUGUUAUGUACGAUUUUAUCAGAUUAUAUGUGUUUUCGUUGCAUCUACGUUACAGAGUCAGGCCCUUUGAUGCAAUUCCAACUGAUGCUUUCUUAAAGCAACGACGGUUCGAUGUAGAAAAUGCCGGCAAAAUUUUAAUCUCUAGACAUAAUGAGCUAGAACAAAAGAUGAGAUUAGACAAAGACUUUGCAAACCAGAUACAAAAGAGAGACAAGUUUUACUCAAAAGUCACGAAACCUGAAGUUGCAAAAACCUUCGAACCAAAAAGAUGUUACCCCAACAUAAAAAUUUCCAAUAACAAAGCUGAACAUACUAAAGAGUAUUUCGCCACGCAAGAGAUUCCUGGGUUCGGAAGGCAUUGCUGGUACACUAUUUCUGAUGAUACGGAUCCUUAUCAUUACGACAUCCCUUCAAAUGCAAGAAAUCGCAAAGAUUUUUUAGGUCGCUUAGCUGACCAUAUUAACCAAAUCGAAAUCCGGAAAAAAAGACCUAUCACCGUACGUGACAUACAAAGAUUCAGGCUUACAACGCGAGAUUGGUGGACUUGGAGUGAUCCUAAUCAGACUUUUGCUUCUAAGAGACCAUUCCAGUGGUACCGAAAAAGCAAUCUUAUGAAAAGGGACGGCUGCAGAUUGGACAAAGAAUUCAUUAAACAAGUUGUGCAGGAUGACUAUAAAAAAGCAACUACAAAGAAAUCACUAGGACCCGUAUCCAAGCGAGUACUUCGUAGUUUUCUUGGUACAGAUGAAGAUGAUUCGAUACCAAAUGUGAUAACUACAAGGAGGAAAUCUAGCAAAAAGAAGUCUAGUACAGACCUCAAUAACGCAGAAAAUAAGGCCUUACUCGCCAAAUGGCUUGCUGGCCUCGGUCUAUCAAUGGAACAAGAUAUUUCAGAAACAAGAGAUCAAGAUUUCUCUCCUAGUUCAUCAUUUCAGAGUACACCAUCAUCAAGUAAGAGGAAGAAAAGGUCAGCCCCAUGUAGACGAAGUACAAAAUCAUCCAAAAGUCCAAGAAAGCGUAAAUCAAAGUCUUCCAGAAGAUCAUCGAAAUCACCACGACCCAGCAGACGUGUCAUAAAGUCAUCAUGUGCAAAGAGACGUAAAUCCUCACCAUGUGGGAAGAAGCGUACAUCUUCACCAUGUGCAAGCAAGAGCACACUACCAACAUGUUCAAGGAAAAGAACAAAGUCACCAUGUGAGAAGAAGCGUACAUCUUCACCAUGUGCAAGCAAGAGCACACUACCAACAUGUUCAAGGAAAAGAACAAAGUCACCAUGUGAGAAGAAGCGUACAUCGUCACCAUGCCCAAGCAAGAGCACACUACCAACAUGUUCAAGGAAAAGAACAAAGUCACCAUGUGAGAAGAAGCGUACAUCGUCACCAUGCCCAAGCAAGAGCACACUACCAACAUGUUCAAGGAAAAGAACAAAGUCACCAUGUCCAUGGGACAGAACUCCAAUACCAUCAGCAGAAUCGUCAUCGGAAUCACUACGUCUCAGGAGCCGUUACGUAGCGUCAUCGUGUGCAAAGAUGCGUAUGUCGUCACCAUGUGAGAAGAAGCGUACAUCAUCACCAUGUCCAAGAAAAAUUACACCUUCACAAUCUCCAAGGAAGAGCACUCAAUUACCAUGUCCAAGGAGGAGAACAUUGUCACCAUGCCCAAGCAAGAGCACACUUCCAACAUGUUCAAGGGAAAGAACAACGUCACCAAGUCCAUGUAACAGAACAUCAAUAUCAUCUAUAAGAUCGUCAUCGGACACCAUACGUCCCAGGAGCUGUUUCGUAGCGUCAUCAUGUGCAAAUAUGAGUAUGUCGUCACAAUCUGGAAAGAGGCGUACAUCGUCACUAUGUCCAAGAAGAAUUACGCCUUCACAAUCUCCAAGGAAGAGCAGUCAAUUACCAUGUCCAAAGAUGGAAACAUCGUCACCAUGUCCCAGGAGAAGCAGUACACCAGUUUUUGAUACUGAAUCAAAAAUCUAUACCGAAGAUGAUACAUUUGCAAGAGAAAUUACUGAGAGAAUUGGGGAUCCACUUGGCCCAACUGAAAUGGUUAAUGCUGCUAUAGGCGGAUGGUUAGAUCAGUUAGAGUCUUCGUUGCAGGAUCAACAACCUACACAAGAAGAUUUCCGAUCAAGCAAGUCUCCUACGGGACCACGCUUUUCUCUUCCGGAUAACUUUGGACGCCAAUCUAUGAGACUUGGAGGGACUUUCAGUGAAUCUCCAUCCCCUUCUGGUAUAGAAAAAGGAUUUUUUCAACAGGGUGAAGCAUUUAGUUCUGAAUCACGGAGUGAAAGAGUAGAAGAUGAUACCUACCCGGAUGUUAUAGAAUCUGAACAGGAUUUUGCAGAUGAAAUGGCACAGUUUGAAGCUCAAAUAGGUGCUGGAUGGUCGGAUAAGAGUGAUAGUUCUCUGGACUUUGAAAAUGCUCAAGAGCUAUCGUUUGCUGACCAAUUUUUACUCCCUACUGCAGAUAUCCAAUUCGAUGAAGCUGCUCAAGAAUCAGCUAAUCCAUUCGGCGGAUAUGAUGAUUCAGACGAUGAUUGGGUUGCGCCUCCAGAAAUCGUUCCUUGUGAAGCUGAACAAGUCGUUCCUUUACCGAUGACGGAUCCAGAAUCUGAAAAUAGGAGAGCUGGGAAACUUUUCUUACCACAGCCACAGCAGGCGGAAGUUGCGACAGAUCUUGAAAGAAUCAGUUGGCCAGAUCGGACGCAUCUUUAUGAUAUCAAUACAGAUUUUCCAGAAACUGAUAGGCCAUUCGACUUCUUGGAUUAUGACCAGAUAAGGAAUAUAGAAGAUAUGCAAGGUACUUGUGAAGAAAUGCCUGAGGAAGAUGAAAGGUGGUUAAACUUGGCUGAUAUAGCGGAUCAACUCGGACAAAAGUGACACCACAAAAUCUAAUAUGAAUAAAAACAUGUCCAAGAUUUAUUUUUUUAAAUUUCAAUCUUA
Messenger RNA from Nezara viridula (southern green stink bug), 3233 nucleotides. The record is from the annotation of a GenBank genome assembly. Lineage: Eukaryota; Metazoa; Arthropoda; Insecta; Hemiptera; Pentatomidae.